AUGUCGUCGACCGCCACGACCACAUUGACGCUGUCCACGCGGGAUGGAACGAGCUCGAAAGCGGGCGACGAGUCGACCAAGCGUCGCAAAGGACCCAAGCCAGGCAGUUCGAAAGAAGGCAACACUGCCGAGAACCUCGUCCGUGUAUGUGCCGAAGUAGCUUCUCUGCUAGUGCAAGCCUACGACAAAGGCUUGCCUCUGGAAGUGAACCUUUUCCGAAAGCAAGCAUGCAAGAAGCACGGGUAUUCUGGAAUUCCUAGAAUGACGGAAGUGAUUGCUUCCAUUCCCGACUCUCAUAGGAAGAGCAUCAUCCCUCUGAUCAAGGCGAAGCCCAUCAGAAGCGCUAGUGGUAUUGCGGUGGUGGCAGUCAUGAGCAAGCCGCACAGGUGCCCUCACAUCAGCUUGACUGGUAAUGUCUGCGUCUACUGUCCAGGUGGACCGGACAGCGACUUCGAGUACAGCACGCAGAGCUACACGGGCUACGAGGUGAGUAGGUUUGUCUAGCAGGUUGACGGUGGUGCAUCUGGGCAGGAGGACUUUGGUCUUGAGGGAUGAACAAUCAAGGUGAAGCCGCAUGAAGGGGACAGAUUUAGCUCACGCCACGAGUGCCUCACGACAGCCGACAUCGAUGAGGGCGAUUCGCGCUCGCUACGAUCCGUUUGAGCAGUCGCGCAGCCGGAUAUCUCAGCUCAGAGAACUUGGCCACUCGACGGACAAAGUGGAGUUCAUCGUGAUGGGUGGAACCUUCAUGUCCCUGCCUCAGGAUUACAGGGACGAGUUCAUUGCUCAGCUGCACAACAGCUUGAGCGGAUGGACAGGAAAGGAUGUCGACGAAGCAGUCAGGUACGUCUUUUGGAGGAUGCUUUGCUCAGGAAGCGCUUCUCUCAACAUUCGUCUGCUCUCUUGUUUCAAGGUUUUCCGAAAGAUCGUCGACCAAGUGCAUUGGGAUCACCAUGUGCGUAGGGAGCUUCAGUGGUUGGCAUCGCAUACGUCUCCGCUCACAUCCUCGGCUUUCUUCCUCAACGCCCCGCAGAGAAACGCGGCCAGACUACUGCCUUCGACCGCACAUAUCCCAAUUGCUGAGGUACGGCUGCACACGACUGGAGAUUGGUGUUCAGUCCGUCUACGAGGAUGUAGCUCGGGAUACGAAUCGGGGCCACACCGUCAAAGCUACCUGCGAAACGUUUCAUCUGGCCAAAGAUGCGGGCUACAAAGUCGUAGCUCACAUGAUGCCCAACUUGCCCAACGUGAGUCUUCUGCCGGCCCUCUCGCGAGUCAUGGCUGCCUUAGCGCUGCAAGCUCAUCCAAUUUCCUGUCGACGCACACGCCGUGACGCAGGUGCCAGCAGAGAGGGACAUGGCGCAAUUCGUAGAGUACUUUGAGAGCCCGGCUUUCAGAUCCGAUGGUUUGAAGCUCUAUCCCACGCUCGUCAUUCGUGGCACGGGACUUUACGAGCUUUGGAGGACAGGUAGAUACAAGUCUUACCCUGCAAGUUACUUGGUCGAGCUAGUAGCGCGAAUCUUGGCUCUCGUGCCGCCCUGGACGCGCAUCUAUCGGGUGCAGCGGGACAUCCCGAUGCCCAUCGUCACUUCGGGCGUGGAGAACGGGAACCUGCAUCAGUUGGCCGACGAUCGGGUGAGAGACUUGGGUCUGGAAUGCAGAGACGUCCGAUCGCGCGAAGUUGGCAUUCAUGAGAUCAAGGACAAAGUGAGGCCUACGGAUGUGGAGCUGGUCCGCAGGGAUUACUCUGCCAAUGGAGGUUGGGAAACUUUUUUGGCCUACGAAGAUCCCGAAAAGGAUGUGCUGGUGGCUCUCUUACGUUUGAGAAAGUGCUCCGAGGCUACAUUUAGACCCGAAUUGACAAAGGGUCCAAGCAGCAUCGUAAGGGAACUGCACACGUACGGCAGUGCCGUACCUAUACACUCUAGAGACCCUACGAAAUUUCAACAUCAGGGAUUCGGGACGUUGUUGAUGGAAGAGGCGGAGAGGAUAGCAAGGGAGGAACACGGAAGUGAAAAGCUAGCGGUCAUCAGCGGUGUCGGGACGAGAGACUACUACGCCCGUCUAGGCUACCAUUUGGACGGUCCUUACAUGAGCAAGAUGCUCUGA
Molecule: messenger RNA, 2109 nt
Organism: Ceraceosorus bombacis
Lineage: Eukaryota; Fungi; Basidiomycota; Exobasidiomycetes; Ceraceosorales; Ceraceosoraceae
Source: the annotation of a GenBank genome assembly